Molecule: messenger RNA, 454 nt
Organism: Nymphalis io (European peacock)
Lineage: Eukaryota; Metazoa; Arthropoda; Insecta; Lepidoptera; Nymphalidae
Product: GTP-binding protein 2-like
Exons: 4
Coding region: 83-442 (119 amino acids)
Biological process (GO): translational elongation
Molecular function (GO): translation elongation factor activity
Source: RefSeq, a predicted model, not a curated record
CCGCGUCCCGUGCGGCAGCGUGCGCGCGGGACAGUCGGCGUCGCUGGGCCUGGGUCGCUUCCCGCCGGGACUGCGGCAGGGCAUGGUGCUGCUAGCGCGGCCGGGGGGCUACGCCGCGGGACACGAGCGGCCCACCUUCGGAGGCUGUCCGCCCGGGACUUGCAGAGGACGACAGGCAUCCGUGCAUGUCCUGAGACACUCCACGGCCAUCUACCCAGGGUUCCAGUGCUCUGUGCAUGUCGGGAACGUGCGUCAGACGGCCAUUAUCGAGGGUAUAAUGUCUCCGAACAACGUGCUGAGGGCGGGCGAGGGGGCCUCCGUGCUGUUCAGGUUCGCCCGCUGUCCGGAGUACCUCGUGCGGGGCCGCCGGCUGCUGUUCACGGUGGGGCUGGGGACCAGAGCCAUCGGCCGGGUCACGCAAACCUUCCCGUACAUACCAUGAAUUCUAUAGAAC